Molecule: messenger RNA, 1632 nt
Organism: Manis javanica (Malayan pangolin)
Lineage: Eukaryota; Metazoa; Chordata; Mammalia; Pholidota; Manidae
Source: RefSeq, a predicted model, not a curated record
CAGCGAACAACGUAUAUUCCACAGCAAUGAAGUUGUGUUUCUUUGAAGGGUUUGCUCUCUAUAUUUGUGUAGUUCACAGAAAGGUGCACACAAGUGUCCACUAAGACAGGCAAUUGCAAGGUGGAAGCACAACAAACCGUGGAUAGCAAAACUGCAAACACGGGUGUCUGCCAUGCUCUCCUGUGCUGGCCUCAGAUUUCCGGCAUCUGGGGUAGCAUUUUCUUUUUUCUCAAUUUGCUGAGGGUCACACCCAAGGUGGGACUUGACUUCUUGUCUGCAUAAUAUCAUGCAUCUAUUCCUAUAUCUGUCUGUUGGGUAUGACAUCAUUUGUAAUGUUUUACAGGUCACCCCAUGCUCACUGUAACUUACCACACAGCUCACCCAGAGCAUUCUGGGGCUGGCCAUCAACUGUAGAUACCUUUCUAAAGCAGAUUCCUAGUGAAGGGCUGGGCAGCUGCAUGCUCCCUGGCCGACACCUGCUUGCAGAGCAAGGCCCAGCCGGCCCUCCCGCCUGUUCUGCUUCCUUUGCAGGGCGUGUCUGCGGCUGGCCAGGUGGUGUCCCUGAAGGUGUGGCUGAUUGAUGGCAUUUUAGAAAAGAUCAACAGCCACCUCCCAUCUCACAUUCGGAUACUGGGAGUGAAGCGAGUCACAGGCGGCUUCAACUCUAAGAACAAAUGUGACGCCAGGACCUACUUCUAUAUGCUGCCCACAUUUGCCUUUGCCCACAAGGACCAUGAUUUGCAGGAUGAGACAUACCGGCUGAGUGCAGAAACUCUGCAGCACGUGAACCGGCUCCUUGCCUGCUAUAAGGGCACGCACAACUUCCACAACUUCACCUCGCAGAAGGGGCCUCAGGAGCCCAGUGCCCGGCGCUACAUCCUGGACAUGUUUUGUGAGGAGCCCUUCGUGCGUGAGGGCAUGGAGUUUGCAGUGAUCAAGGUGAAGGGGCAGAGUUUCAUGACGCACCAGAUCAGGAAGAUGGUUGGCCUGGUGGUAGCCAUCGUCAAGGGCUACGCACCUGAGAGCGUGCUGGAGCGCAGCUGGGGGGAGGCAAAAGUGGAUGUACCCAAGGCACCAGGGCUGGGCCUUGUCCUGGAGCGCGUGCACUUCGAGAAGUACAACCAGCGCUUUGGCUGUGACGGGUUGCAUGAGCCUCUGGACUGGGCACGCGAGGAGGCAGAGGUCACUGCCUUCAAGGAGCAGCACAUCUACCCCACGAUCAUCAGUACCGAGCACCAUGAGCGGUCCAUGGCCCUGUGGCUGAGCACCCUGCCCAUGCACGACUUCAGUGCCACUGCUCAUGCGGCAGCUGGCCCCGAUGCCAAGGUCCCCAGCCCCCUGGAAGGCAGCGAAGGGGACGGAGACAGCGACUGAAGUGCCGCCCUCUGGGGUGAAUUGAGUUGGCCUGCAGCAUGCCAUUGCUGCUCUUGGCCACGCUCUUCCCAAGAUGGGAGAGCCUCGGUGUGGCCUCAAGACCUCAGGACCCUGAGACCUGCAUCAUUUUAUGCUCACUCCAGGAGAACCUGCGUGAAUCUCUUUUCAGCUCUUGUGUCAGCUAUGUACACCUCAGUGUGUAAAGACACUAUUUUUUUAAAGAAGUGAUUUUCUUAUUAAAUAAGUACAAACUUUGUA